Messenger RNA from Hyposmocoma kahamanoa, 2592 nucleotides. RefSeq names its product protein O-mannosyltransferase 1 (gene rt). Gene Ontology annotation, biological process: protein O-linked glycosylation via mannose. The transcript has 10 exons. Gene Ontology annotation, cellular component: membrane; endoplasmic reticulum. Bases 16 to 2352 code for a protein of 778 amino acids. Gene Ontology annotation, molecular function: dolichyl-phosphate-mannose-protein mannosyltransferase activity. Lineage: Eukaryota; Metazoa; Arthropoda; Insecta; Lepidoptera; Cosmopterigidae. The record is from RefSeq and is a predicted model, not a curated record.
AAUAAAUUUAGCAGUAUGGAGGUGAAAACUGCCAAAAAACGUAAGGAGAAAAAGAAAGUAAACGAGGUCACAGAUAGUUCAGAAGAAUGUUAUUUAGAAAAUACUUCAACAAAUAUAGAAAGGAAAGCGGGAGAUGGAGCACCAGCCGACAAUGAAGCAGAAUCAACUAAAAGUACUGAACAAAUUAUGGAAGUUGAUCAACCUGUUAGAGGAUGGUACUUAAUUGUACAAAUUGAUAUUGUAUUCUUAGCUCUCUUAAUGCUGGCCUUAAGUACCCGAUUGCACAGAUUGGAUGAGCCCCGUUACAUUGUGUUUGAUGAACUACACUAUGGAAGAUAUGUCUCCCUAUAUACAAAAGGUGUAUUCUUCUUUGACGCACACCCUCCACUAGGCAAGCAAUUGCUCUACCUUGCAGGCAACGCUGCAGGGUAUGAUGGCAACUUCACAUUUGACCGGAUAGGCUCACCAUAUACAAAUAAUGUACCUAUACAUGCAUUGAGAUUGGUGCCAGCUGUUGCUGGGAGUCUACUUAUCUCUGUAACUUAUACUCUGAUGAAGGAAAUAGCAAAUUACCAUUGGACUGCUAUUUUGGCUGCUUUACUAGUAUUGUUUGAAAAUUGUUUCCUAGCACAAUCAAGAUUUAUGCUGCUAGAAAGCAUACAGAUUUUGUUUGGCUUGUGUGGAGUGCUGUUUGCUAUAAAGAGUACAAGGAAUAAUGGACUAGCCUCUGUGGUCUGGCUUUGUUUUAGUGCUUUAUGUCUUGGAUGCUGUUUUUCGGUAAAAUACUCCGGACUAUACACCUAUUACUUAGUACUAUUUCUAGUCGGGCGUCAAAUUUGGCGGCGCAUCGGCCAGGCCGGAUCCGGAUUGCAACUAUGUCUGUCUAUACUUUGGAGACUUGCAAUUCUCAUUAUAAUCCCGCUAAGUGUUUAUGUGGGAGUGUUCUAUGCACAUUUAGCCAUGCUUCCGAAAGCCGGCCCGCAUGAUAGCGUAAUGACAAGUGCGUUCCAAGCGUCAUUGAAAGGAGGCCUCGCAAGCAUCACUAGAGGACAGCCGUUACAUGUUGCACAUGGCUCACAAAUCACAUUAAGACAUACCCAUGGACGUACAUGCUGGUUACACUCCCACGCACACGUGUACCCCGUGCGGUACGCAGACGGCCGCGGAUCCUCCCACCAACAGCAGGUCACCUGCUACAGCUUCAAGGAUGUCAACAACUGGUGGAUUGUUAAACGACCCGAUCAGGCAUCGCUUGCCGUAGCACGCCCACCGGAUGCGAUCCGGCACGGCGAUGUAGUUCAGCUUCUACAUGGCAUUACGAGUCGCGCACUUAAUUCGCAUGACGUAGCUGCUGCUGUUUCUCCGCAAUCACAGGAAGUGUCUUGUUAUAUUGACUACAAUGUGUCAAUGCCAGCUCAAAAUCUUUGGCGAAUAGAAAUUAUAAAUAGAGACUCCGACGAUGCAACUUGGGACAGCAUACGAUCACUCGUGCGCCUUAUACACGUGGACUCAGGUUCUGCCUUGCGGUACAGCGGACGGCAAUUGCCAGCUUGGGGCUUCCACCAACACGAAGUAGUCGCUGACAAAGUCGUUACACAUCAGGAUACUAUUUGGAAUGUUGAAGAACAUCGAUACACGAAAGCUGAAGACAGACGAGAACGUGAACGAGAAUUGGUAUCCGCUGAAAUGAUCCCGACAGCUGUGACUCAACUUUCAUUCUGGGAAAAGUUUGCAGAACUACAGUACAAGAUGAUAGCACACGCGCCCGACGCACCGCAAGGCCACAUGUUCGCCAGCGAGCCGGCGGAAUGGCCGUUACUCGUCCGAUCUAUCGCUUACUGGCUCUCUCCAAAUUCUAAUGCUCAAAUCCAUCUUAUUGGAAACCUUGUGACGUGGUAUACGGGAACACUUGCCGUCGUAGUAUACAGCUCGUUACUCGCUAUCUACGCCAUUCGCCAACGCCGCGCCUGUAUUGACUUACCCCCUCGCGCAUCGCAGAAAUUCUAUGACGCUGGCUGCAUUUUAUUCCUAGGUUACUGGCUUCACUAUCUACCUUACUUCUUUAUAGACCGCACUUUGUUCCUUCACCACUAUUUACCUGCUUACAUAUUCAAAAUAUUAUUGUUAGCCUAUGUCAUUGAUCAUAUUUAUCAUAUACUGCAUUUGCGUGAAAAAACGCAAUCUUUUAUCAACCUGUUCAUUAUGGGCCUGGUUGUAUGGCUAGUAUAUGUAAUAAUCACUUUUAAAAAAUUCAGUGUUCUCAACUAUGGGAAUUUUGAUUUGUCUGAAAAUGAUCUUAUGAAUCUCAGAUGGAAAGACACUUGGGACUUCAUUCUACAUAAGAGAGGAUAACAUAUAAGGGUACAUUUCAUUCGCUAUUUAUAAUAUUUAUAUCUUAGAUGCCAUUAAAAACUCUUGUCACAACCGUAUCCAGAUGAUUUAUUCUAAUAUUUUAAAUGUAGAGAAACAAAUAUGAAUAAUAAAUACUCUUUUAAUUAGGUUUAUCAAUGAUUAGUGUUUUAUUACAAUGUAUUAAUAAUGUAGAUACAGAUGACAAAUAUUCCGUCCAAAUAUUUUUGUAUAGGUAUUUUU